Cavia porcellus (domestic guinea pig) is the source of this 3584-nucleotide messenger RNA. RefSeq names its product Fc receptor like B (gene Fcrlb). NCBI's taxonomy places the organism in Eukaryota, Metazoa, Chordata, Mammalia, Rodentia, Caviidae. Gene Ontology annotation, molecular function: transmembrane signaling receptor activity. Bases 220 to 1503 code for a protein of 427 amino acids. The record is from RefSeq and is a predicted model, not a curated record. The transcript is spliced from 8 exons. Gene Ontology annotation, biological process: cell surface receptor signaling pathway; negative regulation of immune response. Gene Ontology annotation, cellular component: plasma membrane.
GUUUGGAGACAUGACCACAUCUGAUAAUUGACCUCUUGCUAGAGCUCCAACUGAAGCAGGUGCCCUGGUUCUCAAGCAGCCACAGGUCUGGUCACAUGGCUGAAACAGCACAAGCAGUAGGGCCAAGAGUUGGAGCUGAGGAAUUUCUGAGGGGCUGAUUCAGUGACUUUCUGCUGCAGCACGUCUUCAUCUUCCCCAGUUGCUCCAGGCAGAUCCAUCAUGUGGGCACUGAUGGCCUUGCUGCUUCUGGCUCCAAGCACUGGUCAAGCUGCCACCCUGGAAAAGCCUGUAUUGUCUCUACACCCACCUUGGACCACAAUCUUCAAAGGCGAGCGGGUAACCUUACGAUGUGAUGGACAUUAUCCUCUGCUCCUGGAGCUGCGACCCAUCAACACUCUCUGGUAUUUGGGCCACCUACUUUUGCCCUCCCACAAGAAGAGCAUUGAGGUACAGACACCAGGGGUAUAUCGAUGCCAGACACGGGGAGCACCUGUCAGCGACCCCAUCCACCUCUCUGUAUCUAAUGACUGGCUGAUCCUGCAGGUGCCCUACACUGCGGUGUUUGAGGGCGAGCCGCUGAUCCUGCGCUGCCGCGGCUGGUACGACAAGGUGGUCUACAAGCUGCACUACUACCACGACGGCCAGGCGGUGCGUUAUUUCCACUCUAGCACCAACUACACUGUGGUGCAGGCGCGCUCCAGCGACAGUGGGCGCUACCAGUGCUCGGGCACCAUGCGCAUCCCGGUGGAGAGCGCGCCCAUGUUCUCCGCCAAGGUGGCCGUGACUGUGCAAGAAUUGUUCCAGACGCCGGCGCUCAGGGUGCUGCGCCCCCAGGAGGUCCGCGGGGCCGCUCCCCGCGGGGUGACCCUGCGCUGCGAGACGCGCCUGCACCCGCAAAAGCGUGACACGCCGCUGCAGUUCGCUUUCUACAAGUACAGUCGCGCCGUGCGCCGCUUCGACUGGGCCGCAGAGUACACGGUCCCGGAGCCCGAGGUCGAGGAGCUCGAAGCCUACUGGUGUGAGGCGGCCACCUCCACCCGUAGCGUCCGGAAGCGCAGCCCGUGGCUGCAGCUGCCCGGACAGGGCUCUCCCCUGGAGCUGGCGUCCACCUCUGGCCCGGAUCCCCAGGCUGCAGCCUUGGCGCCGGGUAACAAGCCGCUUUCCUUCAGAAAGCCUCCAGUGUCCAGGUCGGUCCCAUCAGUCACCUCCGUCCCCAAUGCCACCUCAACGGGGCUGCAGUUUCCGGCAGGCCACAGCGUCCCUACUGCUGGGCCACCCGCUUGCGCUCCGUCCACGACCGUGGGACAGUCAACGAGAGAGCCGAAACCCAACAUGGAGCUUCUCCUCCAAGAAAUGCAGCUGCUCAAAGGCCUGCUGAGCCGAGUGGUUCUGGAAUUAAAAGAGCCGCAGGCCCUGUCAGAGCUCCGAGGAACCCGCGAGACCCCCACUUCCUACUUUGCUGUGAGCCUGGGAUCCCAAGAAAGCGCUCCAGAGGAGACCUAAGAGGCAGCCUCGGUCUUCUCUCCAGGACCACUCCUCCCGGGUCUACCCUGUCUCCCCUCAGCCUGCGCUAUUUCAGAGCCAUUUCUGGUUUUUGUUUUGCUGUGAUUAUAAAAGAAGCACCCAUACAGCAUGGUGGCUGACGAUCACGACUUCACACCGUAGUUUGUAACCACAAGCAUUCACCCUCAUGUGUUUCUUCUCCCACAAUCCAGCAGGGAAACAGAAAGCUGCUCUUUACAACUUUGAGUAUUACAGUUUGGAAGUUAAUUCAGUCUUCCUUAGUCAUCGUUAUAUAAACCUGGCAAGCACAUAUUUCAACAUAAAUAAUUUGUUUUGGCAAUUAAAAUCAUUGAGGUCACUGAGCACUUUAAAUUUUAGGGUUAGGUUCUAAUUGCUCAUAAUGAAUAUAUUCUUGUUAAUGUUAAUAUUAAUAUUAAAAAGACUCUGCCUUAUUACUGAUGAGUUCACAUCUUCUGAGUCCUGGGUUCUAUUUAGAGAGGGAAAGGUAUCUGUGUAGGCAUCCCAUACCUGGGCCGCAAGACUCGGGAUUAAGUUAGGCUCCUGCACAGGCACCUUGCCUUAUGGGGCCAGAUGGUGCUCUGGGACCAGCCCACCCUAACCUAGUGAAAAGGAAAGAAGUCUACCAUUUGCAUUUAGAACUCCCUUUGAGCAAAGUUUAGGACAAAUCCUCAACAUUACUCAAUUAUUUUUAGCAACUUCUUUUCUUUUGAAAAAACCAUUCAUUCACUACCACACACCCACUUGUACAUACAUACAGACCCAUAUCUUGGGCUGUGUGGAGACGGUACUGGGAAAUGAAGGAAGAAAAGUGAGAGGCCAUUUCAAUCGCAAGUUGACCUUUGCUCUCUGAAAAUUCAAUUUCCAUGGGUUCUCCAUCUCCCUACUGGAGUCCCAGGCUUCCUGCAGGGCUGGUACGAUUUUUUCUCAGGUCUCAUUAUUUUUAAGUCCAUACCCUCCCUAAGUUUGACCGUUAAGUGUCAGAACUAAUACCUAUCCCCUUCCCUCCCUCACUUCUGCUGGACAGAUAUUCAAUCUCCCACACCCCAUUUCGCCUCCUUUCCUCUUUCUCUCUCUCUCUCCAUUCAUCUUUCUGUACUAUGGCUCGAAUCCAGUGUUUGCACACUGAGUUAUAUUCCCAGACCUUUUUAUCUUUUUCUUUGCUUUGCUUUCUUUUUUUUAGGGACAGGGCCUUGCAGUGCAGUUCUGGUUGGCGUUGAACUCACUAUAUAGCCCAUGUUGGCCUUGAACUCUUGGUUUUUCUCCUGCCUCAGACUCUCAAGGGCUGGGAUUACAGAUGUGUACUACCACUAAACUGAUCUUAAUGGAUACUUGCUUACUUCUGAGAAGGUGUGUCCAGGUCCCUGUACUAGAUACCUGGUUUGCAAGGGUCUUUGUAGCUCUGAUUUCCAGCUUUCUAAUGCAGACUUAUUUGUCAGAAUUCUCUUCUCUGUGUCCUUCACUGACUAACUGCCCUCUAUGCCAGUGUACAGGCUCUUUCGUCCUUCUGAUUUUGUGAUUUUUGUCCCCCUGAGGAUCCUGCCAUCUCCCAGCUAAACAGGAAGUAACUAGCAUUAGUGCAGAACUUAUACCCUUAUCUUUAAAACCAAUAUAUAACCACUAUGCAAAUCAAAUUCCUCAAAAACCCUAAAGCUGGAAAUUUCACUUGACCAGCUAUUUCCCUUUUACAUAUCUCCCCCAAAGAAAUAAAGAUAUCAUUUUACAGUGAAACAUGCAUACUCAUAUUUAUGGCAGCACAAUUCAUAACAGCUAAAUCUUGGAAGCAGCCUAUAUAUUCAUCAACAGAAUGAAUAAGGGAAAUGAGGUAUUUAUAUGCAAUGGAAUAUUAUUCAGCCACAAAGAUAUAUCUGAGUCACUUGUAGGAAAAUGGAUACACCUUGAGACCAUAAUGUAAACUUAAAUAAAUCAGAUACACAAGCCUAAAUAUUGCCUGGUUUCUCUUAGAUGAGAAACACAAAGUAUAAAAAGAAAAAUAAGAGAUAAAUCACAGGGCAUAAGGAAAUAGAUCUUUCUCAAAUGGGAAGAAAAUCAAGAGAUGAAGA